Xyrichtys novacula (pearly razorfish) is the source of this 22248-nucleotide messenger RNA. The record is from the annotation of a GenBank genome assembly. NCBI's taxonomy places the organism in Eukaryota, Metazoa, Chordata, Actinopteri, Labriformes, Labridae.
GUUUACCUUGACAGGUGUGAUAAUAAACAGGGCAGAAGGCUCUCCCUCCCGGAACUCUGCAGCCUCAUCGGCUCUCAUUAUUUCAACAUCGGGGUUCGGUCCAACAUGGCGGCUUACGGAUGGAAAUACUGAUGACAGUCCGAAAGAUCGCCUCGAUUUGUACGAUGGUAAGGGCUCUGAGAUCGGUUCGGUUGGGUCCGGCCGGCUGGUGUCUGUCUGGGCUGAGGACGCUAAGCUAGCUGCUGUGUUAGCCUGUUUGCUAACCUCUCUCUCUCUCUCGGGGCAACAUGAUAAUAACACACAGACAGGGUUUAUUAAAAGUUACACAGCCCAGUGUGGUAACCGGCGCUUCUCUGACCGUGAAGAUAACCCACUUUGACUCAUAAACACGGGGGUAAUGUGACUGGACCGGGCGGUUCUGACAGUUUUAACAGCCCGUUUUGGUAGUUUGUUGAUGCUGGAAGAAGGGCAGGGUUGACCAACGGGCGAAAACUAGCUAGCUUUAGCCUGCUAGACUAACGGCUGUUGGGACAAAGUUGUCUAUUCACCAGAAAUUCCUUAUUAAGGUCAUUUUAAUCAUUUUAUUACUUUAUUUUAUAAGCUUACAAACAUUAGGGGGGUUAAUAUCUGAACUUUUAGGCAUUAUAAACAACCUACAACUGGAACUGCUGCCUCUUAGCAAACUAAUAUUUGUAUUUUUGUAAGUUUUCAAUCGACUAUUGCAGUUAUUUUAACAAUUCAUACAUAGAGUAUUUCACUCAUAAUGAAAUAGAGGAUAAUCUAUUGGUAAACUCUAAUAGCCUGUUAUAAUGUAUUUGCUAAUAAUCAAACACUGAGCCUGUUAAAGUAGAAUAAUCACAGUUUAAAGCUACUAUAAGGAGUUUUUCGACACUUGUGAAAUGGGCUAAUACUAAUACUGAUGUGACCACAUGACUUGUGGUGCGAACCGGAUCAUAAAUGUUAAGAUUACUAACAGCUUUAUGGUUAUUUUUGAUGUAUUAAACGGUGAAUGGAGGGGAGUUGGUAAGGUGUUAGAGAGAUUUACUAACUGUAAAUUACAGAGAUGGCCUUAAGAAGGACUUCUGAUGAGUGAUAAAGGGAUAUUCUUGCGUAAAAUUAAUUCUCUAGUUAUACCAACUUUAGUAAUGACCGCACGAUAGCAAUACAGAAAGCCGCAUGCUUAACCAAAACACCACUCUAUAGCCACAAAUAAUGCUCAGAACAGCACCUAACUUCAUCAACAGGACAUAUAGGGUCACAGCCAUAGUACUAGCCACCAAACUAAUUUCUUUACCAAAGAGACUAAACACAACUCACCUACUCUCUUCCACAGGCCCAUUACGACAGUGUUGUUUAUCAUCAACGCCCCUAUUUUUUUCCACGACUAAGACGUGAUGUUGACGAACUAAACAUAAGUCUUAGAUAACUAAAAUGUGACGAGACGAAUGAUCAUUUACGUUGACGACGCAAGACUAGACGAAAACGUUAGUGGUGGAUGAUGAACAGAGUUGCAGAAUUCAUGAAAACAGCACUGCAUUACGGACUACAGCGGGGUUUCGCAGCUCAAGGAAGAACAUUUAUAAUCGUUUCUUCAUGGAAAUACAAUCAGACCGAGACGCUGAGGCAGAAGAACUACCGCGUCUGAUAUGAUCAUAAAUGUUCUUCCUUGAGCUGCGGCACCCCGCUGUAGUCCGUAAUGGACUGGCCCGAGAUCUCGCUACAAACAAGCGGCUGCUGGAAGAGAGUAGGUGAGUUGUGUUUAGUCUCUUUGCUAAAGAAAUUCAGCAAAGUUAAAAAGUUAAAACAAAAAAAGUGAUAAUUUUUUUUUUUUUGUGAGGAAGCAUGAAAUUGUAAAAUAGUGACCUGCCAUCAAUCUGAUUUGGGACGAUGCUGUGGUAUCUUAUGACUUGUUUGAGGUGCUGUGCACUUGUUUUGGUACAAGUAUGAAGUCAGGUGUUAACUUUACAAACAGGGGGAAAAAAACAGCAAAUGAAAAGUUAAGUUUGACCAAAGUGAGGCUGUAAAACUGGAAGUAUGAUGGCGUUUCCAGCAAAUCGAUGAUACCUGAGUAGGCUGCCAUGCCUCUGUCCUCGCACGACGCUACAUCUUUAACAAGUCAGCUAAUCUGACGUCCACACUUGUGCUUGUGUUUUGUUUUUGGUGUCUUCAUAAAACAUGCUGGUGAUUAAUAUUUUCAAAGAUCUGAUGUUUUAAGGUAAGAGAACUGGUCGUCAAAUUGGUAGCUGUGUAAAAAGAAACACCCACAGACUGUUUUUAAUUUAAACCCACAGGAAAAGUAGCCAAAUGAAACUGCCUUUUAGGUUCAGGUCGAACAGAGUUCAAAUGAAGGUUUCAUAUCAGCCAGUAUAAGAUAGAUAAGGAGCGUUUGGAGCGGUGAAUCAUGCAAAGCAAAAGGUCAAACUGAGUGUCAGAGGUCUCACACUUCAUUCGACGUUUCCUGUCAUGGGAUACACACCUUCAAUGUUUCCUCGACAUUAAAACUGAGCCAAGGUUCAGUCUGCGGUUCACAGGAUGACAGAAAAUAAUAAGAGUCACUUCUCGAGUGUUUUUUUCUCUCCUCUUCGCAAUUUGAUGAUAAUUCUUCCACCGUCUUUGGUUCCCAGUAAACCGUGAAAGCCUCUCGCCGGGUGUUUAGCUCCACAUCUUAAGUGCUUUUACGUCUGAGGCGGUCCACUUAACAGCUUUGAAAAUAUGAUCCUCGAUUGAUUCUUGUUGUGAAAUAGUGGGAGACGGUCAGAGUGGGCUGGAGCACCUUGAUUGCGGAGGGGAAAUCUGCCUGUUGAUGCUCUUUUACAGCGGGGUUUAGCUCCCAGUUGAAGGACAGGGCCGUGUUUAGCAGGUUGUAACUUUAAAGGUCAAAGUUGAGAAGCAGUAGACGCUCCGACUCUUGCUUUAUUUGCUCUCUCGGUGUUAAUGUGGCGGCGUUGUCUUUGUUGAUUCUGGAGUAAAGUGGUGAAGUGACAGAGGCGGGCAGGAGAGCUUAAAGCGGGAAGAUUAACUUCAGAGUGAAACUUAUCCGGUUUUUCUCUUCCCCCGACAGACGGCUCGGCAGAUGCCACAGAGAAGUCGGUUGAAUUUAGCGUGUGUGAUCUGAAGCCCUAAACUUCGCCUCUGUCGCUGGUACCUGCCCGGUGUUUUCAGCACCGCACAGACAGCCGGCUGUGUAACCCAUUUAAGUGUGAAGUCCAGCCGGCAUUGUGGCAAAUUAGCAGCAGCGACCAGCCCAACACUAACAAGGCUGAACAUUAGCUCUGUCUCUGGCAGGGCUGUUGGGUCUGUUUGCCAUUUUGGCAGCCUACGAGUUUCUGCCUGGAAGGUCUUUGCUUUUUCAGAAAAUCAAUUUUUUGUGGUGAAGGCGUGAAAGUCACCAGGAGGACGGCGAAACCACAGCAGAGCAGUUUGAUCUCAGUAUCAAUAAUGUAGGAGAGGAAAAACUCCCAAACAUGAACGUAUCCCAACUUCAAACUAUAAAUCUGUUUUAAAGAGAACGUCGGCUUUAGUGUUUCAUGACCGCAGCUUUUUAAAUCAUAUACGUGACUCUACAAAUUUGAGAGAAAUUGACAGACAGAAUUUAGUGCCAACUGAUUGGUUCUUAAACAGUUAUUCAAAUGUUCAGUACCUCUGUUUGAGCUGUUUCAGACUGAACCAACAGUACCUAAGCUGAACGUAAACAUUUCAGCUUUCAGCCAAAUGAAACAGGAGCACCGGUCAGUACAAAACUAAUUUCUUUAGCAAAGAGACUAAUCAUAUAUGUUCUUCCUUGAGCUGCGAAACCCCGCUGUAGUUCGUAAUGGACUGGUCCAAGGUCUCGCUACAAACAAGCGUCUGCUGGAAGAGAGUAGGUGAAUUGUGUUUAGUCUCUUUACUAAAGAAAUUAGUCAAAGUUAAAAGAUGUUUGGUGUCUAGUUCUAUGUCUGUGACCCUAUAUGUCCUGUUGAUGAAGUUAGGUGCUGUUCUGAGCAUUAUUUGUGGCUAUAGAGUGGCGUUUUGGUUGAGGUUAGUUCAUGGCACCUCAGACCGCUGUAUAUUGCUAUCGUGCGGUCGUUACUAAAGUUGGUAGUAGAGAAGCAAGCGGUCGGCAACAUUCAUCUCUUGAGGGUCUAACUCGCUGUUGGAAAUUCAGUCUUGUUUUAGUGACCAAGUUCAUUCGGAUCAGCAGGAACCAGCUCUUUUAGCUCUCGGACAACUCUUAAAGAGACGGUUUUUGAAAGCCGAGUCCUUUACAGCUGAUACACUUCCUGUCUUAGCAUAGAUACUGUCUGUUUCCUCAGUGCUGUGUCCCUUCAGUCAAGUCAAGUCAAGAAGGGCUGGGCGAUAAAUAGAAAAUUUACGAAUACCGAAAUUUACAACAAUUUAAGACGUCAUUUUGCCCAUAUUGGUAUAGUCAGUGUCAAGUUGGUUUUGGAUGUGUGUAGGUAGGCUAUGGUCUUAUGACCCUUUAAGACACUGUCCUAUGUCAGAGAUGUGACUCCGCCCCAUCCAGUCUGUAACAAAGAGGGAAAGACAGGUGAGGAGAUGGAGGACGGUUCAAAAGUUGUAGCGGCUGAAGUAGACAAAGUUAAUGUGGGAGGGGGUGAGCAGCUUGUGGAGUAGUUAUCGUCCAUUUAUCAUUAUUGAGGUGAACUGAUCAAUAUAUCGUGAUAUUGAUUUGAGGCCAUAUUGCCCAGCUCUAAAGUCAAGAAUGUGAAACAGGUCUGGUCUGAUGAGUUCUGAGGAUAUUCAAACGUGAAUAGCUCCAGUUUUUCGUCUCCGCACUCUGCUGCACAGAUCUGUACUGUGCACUCUCAUCCUGAUGUCCCUAAAUUCAGUCCACAUCCAUGUGGACACGUCUCACCAGACUAUUAAGGAGUUGACAGGUUUCAGUUCAUCAAGCUCACAUCUGGGAAAAGCAGCGAUUCAGAAAGCGGAAAGGUCACCGUCUUUCUGUUUACCCAGGUGACCAUUCUGCCAGAGCGUCCCGGGGUUCGAACAUGUUGACGGCUCUCGUUGAGCACGUAUUGUUUCCCAGACUCCUCUCUGUUUGCCUUUCCAGCUUUUUGUUUACAACCCCGCACUGUGCGGACGCCGUGUUGUCGGAUAAAUAACCUCGGCUGUGUGUUUGCUCGCCGGCCCGCUGGUGUUGACUGUAGCGAUGAGUAACAGCGGCGUGGAUCAGUUGAUGUAGUCACUCAGCGGGUCUGGAGGGAAACAUGCAUCAGGGUGACUGAUGAUGUGCCUUUUAUAUCACAAACCGAACGACAGCGUCUGAUUGGACGAGAGCGCUGAAGACUUAAAUCUUAUGAUCGUCAAUGAGAGCGCUUAUGCAAUCUCCUGGAGUGAAGAGGUGGUUUGAGAACACAGAAAAAAAAACAGUUUUUAUAUGUUCAUGUUGUUUCUGCACUUGCAUAAGCGCCGUCAUGUAACAGGAGUGACUUCUCAAAGUUUGAAAUAUGUGUCGUAAAUGAGAAAAGCAGGAAACCAGCUGCGGCAAAACAGAUGGUUGGAGAAGUGGAGCAGGAAAAACAAAACAAUGGAGGAGGAAACGAGGACAGAGGAUGGAGAACUCCACAACAACAGUUUUCACCAAAAGUGCGAAAUGAUCCUUUAAUCGUUUCUCUUCUCCCUCCUUUAGGGCGCCAAUGCCUCUGCCUUGGAAAAGGAGAUUGGACCGGAACAGUUUCCCGUUAAUGAACACUACUUUGGACUGGUCAACGUGCGUGUCCCUCUCAAACACAAACACAAACAUAAAAACAAAAUCAUUUUUAGUCUUCAGUCAGAGUGUGCGUCUCAUCCUGUGUGUGUUUGUCCUUUUUUUUGUUGUUCCAGUUUGGAAACACCUGCUACUGUAACUCAGUGCUGCAGGCUCUCUACUUCUGUCGACCGUUCAGGGAGAAGGUGUUGGCAUACAAGGUAAGUGAUGAGAGAGAGAGACUUCAGUCAGAACAGGAACAGAAGACGAGCGGCUGAAAGAGUCCACUCAAACACGUCCAGAAAUAACACAGUGGACUGAGAGGAGGACAAAGAUUUUAGAUUUUAUGCUACGAUUGUAUAAAACAGGGUUUCAUCUGUGUCUUAUUAAAGUAUUUAAAUCAAUUUUGCUACAAAACAAUCGGCCGGUGAAUCAGACGUCACAACAACACGCAAUCUGAUUGGUCAGAAGUGGACACACAGUAUGUGAAACUUUAGAAAAAUCGACCGUCAUAUAAAAAAAUAAAUGCAGCUAUAUUGCAGGACGGGAAAACGUUGCUGAUGUGAACGCUUGUAUUGACAGGAUACGGGUUCGGAAAAUAAUAUUGACGUCCGAAAUAAUCGCACGAAAAAACCUUAAGUCCUAAAUUUUGAAGGUAUUUUUUCUUAAUUUUCUGUCCAAGAGUUUGGGUCCUAAAAACUUCGUAAACGUGUAAACAUUUGUGCGUUUCCGUAAAAAACAAAGAUAAACCGGUACAGAAAACAACUACGCUAUUAUCUCAGAGAGCGCCAGAGUGCACUCCAAAAUCCACAAAGUGCAUAUUACGAACGCACCUAUGUCACAUGACGCACUCAGCGCACAAAAACGGAAGAGAAGGCUCGGUGAACGGUCAUGGGAAAGAUCGAGUUUGAGGAGUCCUGGCUUGACCUGCCGGACUUUACAGGACGGCUGCGGCCAGUGGAGCGGAAUACCGAGGAGGCGUAUCGUAGAACGUGCAAGAAGAGGUUGAACAUCGUGUCUACGGGAAUUAAGGCAUUAAAGUCCAACAUGUGUUGCGCUAGCCACAAAGCCGCACCUGAACCUAACGUUACGGCUGCGACCUCGGCUCACUCUCCCUCCUCAUUUUCUGCUGCUGGGCGGAAGAGUAACGAAAAUUCGGCCAACGUUUUCAGGGCGAUUGUUUCCCGAUUCAGACAUAGCCAAGACUUUUGCUUGUGUUACGAACAAAUCUGGUCACAUUAUACAAUUCCGCUUAGCACCAAACUGGAUACUAAAUUUGAUCUAAAUGCUUAUACUAAACGGUUACAUAUUGAAGUGGCGGUGAGGUAUUAAAAAAUAUUGUGAUGGUCUUAAAAAAGUCUUAAAAAGGUUUUAAAAUUAGCUUCAGGAUUUCUGAUUUUUUUUUCAGGUGCAGCCGCGGAGAAAGGAGUCCCUCCUCACCUGCCUGGCCGAUCUGUUCAACAGCAUCGCCACGCAGAAGAAGAAAGUGGGCGUCAUCCCGCCUAAGAAGUUCAUCUCUCGACUGAGGAAAGAAAAUGGUUAGCGUCUCAUUUCAGAGUCUCCAAACCCUCAAAUUAAAGCGUAUUUAUUUCGAGUCGACGUGCAGCUGCUGCAGCAGAUCACGUUUGGUAAAUCAUUCCGGGGAAACAUCCAUGAAUGAAAGAGUGAAACGUCCUUUGCGAGUAAUUUGGGAGGAGAUCGAUGAAAGGAAAAAGGGAGAAAAGUGUGAAGGAGGAGGGUUAUCUGCGCUGAUGAGGAACUCAAACCGUCAGCCAAAUCCUGCAGCUGAGAGCAGAUGAACUUAAUUAGCUCUUCUUCUUUUCUGCUUCUUCCUGAUGCCGUGUGUUUUGUCUUCAUUUCCGACCCAUCUGUGCUCCGCUGUAAAUUCUCUCUUUUUUUCCUCAGAGCUCUUUGACAAUUACAUGCAGCAGGACGCCCACGAGUUCCUCAACUACCUCCUCAACACCAUCGCAGACCUGCUGCAGGAGGAGAAGAGCCAGGAGAGGCAGCAGAACGGGAAGCUGGUGCAGAACGGAGGAGGAGGAGGAGGAGGAGGAGGAGGGAGUACAGGAGGUGGAGGAGGAGGAGGGAGCGGGAGCGAAGGAGGAGGAGGAGGAGAGGGGGAAGGAGGGAAGGAGACGCAACAGACGUGGGUGCAUGAGAUCUUUCAGGGGACUCUGACCAACGAGACGCGCUGCCUCAACUGUGAAGCUGUGAGUGAGAGGAAGACCUUUAGACAGGAUCUGAAAGAGUCGAAUCUUAGACCAGGACUAGAACUAGAAAUAAUAUGUAAUCGGAAUCGGAAUCGUUCAAAAUCAAACGAUACCCAACCCUACUGUUAAGGGCCCUGAAAAAUCAUGUUUCCAUAGCCGGUGUCUCUGCUUGUGUUUCAGGUGAGCAGCAAAGAUGAAGACUUCCUGGAUCUGUCUGUAGACGUGGAGCAGAACACCUCCAUCACACACUGUCUAAGGUAGUAGAACCGCGACGGUCUGAUGGUCUGAUGGUCCGAUCCAUCAACCACGCCCGGGCUCUAACGCUCCGUCGAUAUUCUGAAAAAUUGAAUUAGACGCCGAGAGUUUUAGGACUUCAAAAUGCUUUUGACACGUCUCACUAAAUGUGUGUUUCUGUGUGUGUUUGUGUUUGUGUGUGUUUACAGAGGCUUCAGCAACACAGAGACAUUAUGCAGUGAAUACAAAUACUACUGUGAGCAGUGUCGCAGCAAACAGGAAGCCCAGAAGAGGUGAGUGUCGGUGAAAACGAAACACCUUCAUUUGGUCUUUUUUCUAUCUAAUCCUAUUUUUGAAGUUGUUUGUUCGAGACGAAUAAGAUAUUUAGGGCCUGUGUCCACUAACAGCGUUUUUAUUGAGCCCCAGUUCAGCAGCUGCUGUCGUCAAACUACAAAAUUUGUAGCCAGCUUUUAAUUAGUUUAAUUCUACGAGGAAAAUGUACAACAUUAUCAAAAAAACAGCAUUAUCAAAAGAUAAUUUUGGCCAAAAACUUACUUUCUUCAAAAAACAACAUAGGCCGUUUUUUUAUAUAUAUAAAUGUGUAUAUAUAUAUAUAUAAAAUAAUAUAUAUUUAUAUAUAUAAAUUUGUAUAUAUAUAUAUAUAUAUAUAAAAUAAUAUAUAUUUAUAUAUAUAAAUUUUUAUAAUUAUAAAUUUAUUUAUGAUAUAUUGGCAGCUCUCCCUGACUUGAUGCUCUCAGUGGACACAGGCCCUUACGAUCCUACAAUCACAGCAGAUGUAAAGUGGUGUCACGUUCUGUUGAAAUGCUUUAUUUCAGACUCCGGUUGAUUCUUGUUUUCCCAGUUUUUAGAGCUCCCUGGUGAAAUUGCCUAAAUCCUUAGUUAAAAGGAUCAUACCAUGGGGAUUAAGGUGAUUUUAUCAGAGCUGGCCAGACUUAAUGCUGUCAGUGGACACAGGCCCUUACAGUCCUAUUAUCCUAUCCUAGUCCUAUUAUUUUAAUAGGGUGACGUUAUAAUUAAAAGUUUUAUAAAACAGGAAUUUGUCCAGGAACCUUAAUGUAGAAAAGAAAUAUUUAUGCAGCUCUUCCUGACUUAAUGCUGUCAGUGGACACAGGCCCUUACAAUCCUACAAUCACAGCAUUUAUUAAUCAUGUUGUGUUUAAGUGCUUCAUUUCAGACUCUGGUUGAUUCUUGUUCCCCCAGUUUUUAGAGCUCCCUCUCAGCUGUUAUAAAUGACACUGAAAUUACACGGACUCAUGUGCAGAUGCUGAAAAUACCCCCCUGCUGUGCCUCCACACGCCCCUUUUGUUUAACCGCAGCUAAAUGCAGACUCUGGUCACACUCUGGUUUUUCUAAGUAGACAUGUACGGCUUCUGGUUGUUCCAUUAGACUUCACCCUUCAAACCACAUGAGAAGUGACUACAGCGGCUAGAGGAGCUCUUCCUGUCACUUUCUGAUAAGCCGUUUAUUCUUACCAGCUACACGCCGGGUCUGAAAAACCACCGAGAGUUCAGCUCUGCACGCAGUGACGAGAAAGUUUCUGUCCACACGUCUUUUUUUGUCUGAAUCAGCAAAGAGCGUCUUUGAACAUCCAUUAGUGUGAAAGGACCACAUUAAGAGGAACACAGAGCUUCUUCUGGUUCCCUGUAGGAGGUCUGGUACAGCAUGGAGAGCUUUUAGCCGCUCAGGUUUUUAGGGACAGAUCCACCUCGCUGACUUUGUUCUGCUCCCCUCCUGCUGGAGUCUUUCUCUUUGUGUUUAAUCGUCCUAUAAUUACAAACUUCUGAUUAUCUAGUUCAGGUGAAAACUAAAAACCCUCUCUGCCUCUAAAACCUUCUCUGCGUCUCCGUCCUCUCUGUCAGGAUGCGGGUAAAGAAGCUCCCGAUGAUCCUCGCCCUCCACCUGAAGCGCUUUAAGUACAUGGACCAGCUGCACCGCUACACCAAACUGUCCUAUCGCGUCGUCUUCCCUCUGGAGCUCCGCCUCUUCAACACAUCCGGGGACGCCACCAACCCUGACCGCAUGUACGACCUGGUGGCCGUCGUUGUACACUGUGGAAGGUACACGCCUCCUCUAACAAGAUAUUAUCUUGCGUGAACAGAAUAACAAUCAUGUGGGAGCAAGUUAUUAACAUGUGAUCACAGUUGACCAUCUCACUCUAAUAAAAUGCAAUCUAGUGCGCACAGGUUCAUAUCUUGCGCAUUUUUUUUUUCCAAGCAAAGUAAUUAAAAUGAGCCCACAAGUAAUUGCAAAACAAUUACAUAUUCUCGCAAGAUGAUUAAACGAUAUGCACCAGAUAGACACAACAACAAAUUGUAAUCUAGUGCGCGCAGAUUCAUAUCUUGCGCAUUAACGUUUUUAAUUUUAACUUUUAGGUUUUUAAUCCUGUGCACAAGAUUUUUUUCCUCAAGCUAGUAUCUUGUUCAGGCAAGAUAGUCUUUAUGUGUGCACCAACAUAAGUUUUCAUCUUGUCCUCAAAAAUUAAGUAUCUUGUGCUUUUAAGUGACAUCUUUCAAGAACAAGAUAACUAACAUGGCUAGUUUUAGGAGCGUGUGGUUAUGUUGUUGGACAUUCAGUUAUCUUGUUCAUACAGGAUAACUUGUGUGUAAAUAUCUUUGCAAGAUAAUUCCAUAUUCUAGCAGGAUAAUGAAACAAUAUGCACCAGAUAGUUUACAACAAAUAGUAAUCUGGAGUUUACAGGUUCAUAUCUUGCGCAUCUACGUAAUCUCCUUUGGUACGCAAGAUUUUUCUUCUCAGUGAAAUAGUUAAAAUGUGCCCACAAAAUAGUAUCUUGUUCAAACAAAUGUAUGUGUGCACGAAAACUUUUUUUGUAUCUUGUCCUCAAAAAUGAAGUAUCUUGUGCUUAAAAGUGACCUAUCUUGCAAGUACAAGAUAAGUUACACUUGUUAUAACCUGUGCCCAACAGCCAAUCACAUGUGUUCUCAACAUUGUUAGUUUAAGAGCAAGUAAUUAUGUCGUGAAUUUAUGUUCAAACAAGAUAAGUUGUGCACAUAAGAUCAGAAUGUCUUUGCAAGAUAAUCAGAUGUUUUUACAGGAUAAUUAAACGAUUUUCACCAGAUAGUUGACCUGUUUCCACAGAUUCAUGACAUGUUUGCACAAAUAACUUCAUUAUACAAGAUAAUGAUCACAAUAAUGUUACCCUCUUGUAUGCGCCAGAUGAGCUCUUUUUUGCACAAGAUACAAAAAUUAGCUUUUUGGGCUUAGGUAACAAAGGUCAGGUGACACCUUUUGGUUCAUUGAAUCAGCCGCAGCUGUCAGCUGAUGAUCAGAUCAUCACGUGUGAGUUUUAAGUCUCUUGGUCUUCAGGUGAGUUUGGUGUGAUCUCACAGACGGGUUUUUCUCAGGAGUAGAAACAGGAAACAGACGCUGACAUGCUGCUGCUGCUGUCUGUCACUCACUCACUCCAUCAAAGGGAUUACUCGGUUCUUUAGAGGAGCAGAUUUCAGCUGAGCGGUUUCUCUGUGAAGCUCUCUGCUCUUUCAAACUCAGCAGGUGGAGUUUGUUUUUUUAGAGAUUUCUCCAAAGUUCAGCUGCAGAUUGAACCCUGAGUAACAGUCUCUCUCUCUCUCUCUCUCUCUCUCUCUCUCUCUCUCUCUCUCUUCUGUCUGCAGUGGUCCAAACCGCGGACACUACAUCACCAUCGUGAAGAGCCACGGCUUCUGGCUGCUGUUUGAUGACGACAUCGUAGAGGUGAGGGUCAGAUCUUCACGCCGGAUUAGAGCUGUGUCUUUGUCUGACUGCUUGCUUUUCUAGUUAUACCAACUUUAGUAACGACCGCACGAUAGCAAUACACAGACAAACAAACCUUAACCAAAACGCCACUCUAUAGCCACAAAUAAUGCUCAGAACAGCACCUCAACUCACUCAACUCAACUCAACUUUAUUUGUAGAGCACUUUAAAACAACCACAGCUGUACAAAGUGCUGUACAUAACAGGACAAAAACAACAAGAUAAAAAACAAUCAAGAAACAAUUAAAACAAUGGAUAAAAUAAAAGCAGAAUUAAUAAUAAAAUAUAGCUUCAAUGUUUUUAAAAACUAAUUUAAAAACAUAGAAACAAAUAACUAAAAACAAACCAACUUCAUCAACAGGACAUAUAGGGUCACAGACAUAGUACUAGACACCAAACAUCUUUUUAACUUUGACUGAUUUCUUUAGUAAAGAGACUAAACACAACUCACCUACUCUCUUCCAGCAGCCACUUGUUUGUGGCAAAACCUUGGGCCAGUCCAUUACGGACUACAGCGGGGUUUCGCAGCUCAAGGAAGAACAUUUAUGAUCAUUUCUUAAUCAUUUCCAUGAAGUAAUAAUCACCAUAUUAAUCCUUUUUCACUGCAGACGCUGUAGUUCUUCUGCUUUACCAUCUCGGUCUGAUUGUCUUUUCAUGAAGUAAUAACCAUAAAUGUUCUUCCUUGAGCUGCGAAACCCCGCAGCAAACCCUACUGUUCUGAGCAUUAUUUGUGGCUAUAGAGUGGUGUUUUGGUUGAGCUUUGUUUAUGGCUCCUCAGACCGCUGUGUUUUGCUAUUGUGCGGUCGUUACUAAAGUUGGUAUAACUAGAGAAGCAAACAGGGUGUCUAACUCUAACUCUAACUAACUGUUAUGGUGUAACUAAAUUAAUUUUACGCCGGAAUAUCCCUUUAAGUCUCCAGCAGGUACCUUUCACCACCGCCCUCAAACUAAAUCUUCCCCUGUUCGUUUCCAGUUUCUCCGUUCUUUCCUUCCAAACAAGAAACAGUCGUCAUGCCUCAGUCUCAGGAUGCCGGAGAUGCUCAAUAUUAGAUGGAGAUUUCUCUGUGAUGAAAACAAAAGCUGCUUUGAAACUGUUACACAACAAAGUUCAGCCGCAGUGACGUUUUUUUUGUUGUUUUUGUUUUGUUCUGCCGGCACAGACCUCCCCAAAGAUCCCUCAUGUUUACGGCUUUUCUGUAUAUAAACAGUUGCUAAGGCGGAGAACAGAAAGAGGGUUUAAAGAAGUUUUAAAAGUAGUCCUGGUCCUUCAAAAUACAUCGUUUUUGUGUUUUGCAUCAACCCCCUAAAAGUCGUCCAAAGUUUCCCCACUUUGUCCCCGGCAGACAGGAAUUUCAAACCGGCGUCCGUCCAGCCUCUCCGUGUAGAUCCUGGCGCUUUUGAGUAUUGUGUCUGGAUUUCCUGCGACCCAGAUACCUUCACCUGCGCUAAAUAAUGAGGAGCUAACGUGGAGUUCAGCCACGGGGAUCCGAUUAGGAAGCCAGGACGGCGGAUGAAAGGGGUUCAGAGAGGAGAAAGAAAACAAGGAGAAGUGGAAAACCUGCGUCCGAUUAGAGCGGAGGAUCGGCCCGGAGCCCCGCGGAUGAGAUCUGGAAUGAGAAUAAUGUUGGGCCUCCUGGUGCUCUUCCCCCUCUCGCUCUCGUUAAUCAUGCUCACCAUCUACCUGCGUCAGAUUCCCUUUUAAUUAAAACAUUAUUCAGCGCACUUAUGCAGUUUGAAACCAGACAUCACAUCGAGCAGGGAGACCUGGACGGCACAUCAUGUUCAGAAAAUGAAAAACACGACAGGCUGCUGCUCCGUCUGCUCCUCUCUCUUUUUUAAUUUUUAAAAACUUUUGCUUUUUUUUUUCACUUUUAUACUAAAAAAGGAGCAAAAGUUACAAAAAUCCAGAUCCAGAUUCAAGGUCUGUGCGUUUUCCUGCUCCUUCUGUUAUUCCGCAGCUUCUGCCAUCAAACCAUCUGUUCUCCGCUGACAGGAGAAAACAUGGCAGCCCACACAGACGGUCUGACACCCUCAGAGCAUGUGUGAUAGCGCUCAGCUAACCGCUUCCAGCUCCUGCCUCUGCACGCCGCCGUCGUCGCCAUGACUAACAUGACAGAUGCAACAGUUCACAUUAAGACAGCAGCAGCAGACUUUAAAAGAUACACAAACACACGUCGUCGUUCGCCAAUAGUAUGAUGUAGCUCUGGAGUUAUUGGCGUUAAACCACACGGACACGCAGCCAAAGCCUCGGCUCGCUGCAGCUGCAGCAGCCGGCCAACCUUUCACUUUGUUAUUUUCCAUCUUCACGCCAAAAAGAACAGCGAGCAACGGCGGUGGAGCUAUCAGCGGUUAACUGAGCGUGCUGCCCAGACAGUAAACACUCUAGGGUCUAUACAGGGGCGUGCUUAGACUAUUUUGACUGGGGUGGCCCUAGGGUUGUAAAGGGGUGGGAAAUUUUCGGUAACUUUCCAGAAACUUUCUAUGGGAAGUUAAGCUGGGGGAUUUUGGAAAUAUUCCAAAUUGGAAACAAAACACUAAUGCAAUGGCAGGAACAGAAAUAUAGUUGGAUAAACAACUGGAAUGGUCUGGAAAACAGUAUCACAUUUGAGGAAGCUACCACCCCCAUAAGCUAGCCCCUUAAAUAGUCAAUAAAAUUAAAAAAAAUUUAUAUUUUCCCUAACUAUAUUUAAGUUCCCUAAUGAGGGCCAACCUUCAAUUUUAUAAAUUUUGGAUUUAUUCCCAUUAAUUCCCACAUAUUCCCAUUAAUUCCCACAUAUUCCCAUUAAUUCCCAUAUUUUCCCACUAAUUCCCAUUAAUUCCCACAUAUUCCCUUUAAUUCCCACAUAUUCCCAUUUAUUCCUGUUAAUUCCCACUUAUUCCUGUUAAUUACCGUUAAUUCCCACACAUUCCCGUUAAUUCCCAUAUAUUCCCACAUAUUUCCUUUAAUUCCCAUUUAUUCCCACACAUUCCCUUUGAUUCCCAUAUAUUCCCACAUAUUCCCUUUAAUUCCCACAUAUUCCCACUUAUUCCCGUUAAUUCCCACACAUUCCCACACAUUCCCACACAUUCCUUUUAAUUCCCACACAUUCCCACUUAUUCCCGUUAAUUCCCACAUAUUCCCAUAUGUUUCCAUUAAUUCCCAUAGAAAUUUUCCAACUUUGAAAAUCCACGGAAUUUUGCAGCCCUAGGUGGCCCAGUCCGGGUGGCCAGGGUAUCUGUGUACAGUGACUCAAAAAUUUAGUUACAUAAAUCGUCUUGAAAUUCACAGCAACCCGUUGCCCGCCUUUUACAAAUCAGAAGAAUUGAAAUGGGAGAAAAGCAUAUUAUCCCAGCCCUAAUAGUUCGUUUAGGGGUGGUCUGGAAGCUUUUGUGGUUCGAGUAAAAAAUCUACCAAAGACAGGGCAAAAUUUUACAAAGUUCAAAUCUUCAUUCACAGAAAAAUCAAAAUUUCUGAACUUUUAUUUUAAAAUGUUGAUUUGAUGUAAAUCUGCAGUGUGAGCUCAGACCGCUCUGUCACUGAUGAUUAAAACUGAUCACGUCUCCUUCAGUGUGUUUUUCCACUUUGACGGAAACAUCUGCUCCAGUGAAGAGAAACCGGUCUGUUGAUUUCUGCUGAGUUUGCUGAACAGAAGCACAAAAUUUUCAUUUUUUAUGGUUUGUGGAGGUUUACUCUCCUCGUCUGGAUCACCACUUUCCUUAAGUCUGAAUUUUUUUCUGUCUUUUUGGGGUUUUAGCCCCAAAUUGAGACAGUCUCCUCCACCGAGUUUCUGGAAAUUUCUUGUCCGCAUACUCAGGAUUUAGCUGAGAAUGAAAUCUAAAGCCCCCGUGAAACAGUUACAAAUCAAAUUCCAGCAGCAUAGCAGUGAACUGAAGCAGAGAACUCAGUGUUUUGCCAACACAGACCUCCUCAAAGAGCCGACAUGUCUUCAGAUUAUCUUUGAACAAAGAUUUAACAAGGUUUGGGAGAGGAGAUCACUGAGAUGUGGUUUCUGUUUCGAUGCCUGGGCAAGAAAAGGCGUUUCAAGACGUGACAAAAAAACAUUAAGAUUUUUGAUUAGUGAUGGGCACGGUAGUUCUUUUAGAUGUACUGAAUCACUAGAAUCAGUUCACUAAAAAGAUUUGUUCAAAAGAUUCGUUCACCAAAUCACAGAAUCACUUAACCCUUGGUGACCCCGACCUCCUGAACUGAUACACAGCUGAACGUGUCAGGAUUCAGUUCAGUUCAUAGUUUCUGGGACUCAGAAAUGAGAAUGUUUGGCUGUGUUGCUUCGGCAAAAAAGUCAUGCUCAGUAACUGAUUCGUUCACUAAACGUUUAGAAGAAUUCACACUGAACAGUCACCGUUUCCUCGCAAACGGCUGCGGGUUUAAUGCACUAUUUGUUACAUGCUGUGUCCUAUUGUAUGCAAGUUGUUGUCAUGGCAAUUUAGCAAUCAAAAAGAAAAAAAGGGUAGUUUUGUCCGACAAAAAUGAUUCCAGAGAGUGUAGUUCAUGCGUGAUUCGUUCACAAAGUGAUUCAAGGCGUCUGUGCAUGUGGGUCCUUGUUUGCUGGCUGCUGGCCUGGCAAUACUGUAAUAAACAAGAAAUGAACGAAUCACUCGAGGAAGUGAUUCGGUUCUGUACAUUCACUUAAAAGAUUCGGUUCUUUCAAAUGAAUCGUUCUUGAACAACACAUCACUAUUUCUGAUCAGUUUGAGGGAGGCUGCAGGAGGAUCUAUGCAAGUUUUGGUUUGUGUUAAAUAGACUGGUUUAAACUUUUCUCUUUCGGAAGUAAACGUCGUAUUUUUCAACUCUUGUUUUGCUUGAUUCUCUUGUAGAAAAUCGAUGCACAGGCGAUCGAGGAGUUCUACGGUCUGACGUCGGACAUCUCCAAGAACUCGGAGUCGGGAUACAUCCUGUUCUACCAGUCCAGAGACUGAACCAGCCAGCGGUAAAUCCCCAACAGACUGUCACUCAACAGAAGGGGAGGGGCUAAAGGCUGCCACAGGCUCCGCCCAGUACGCUCACAUAAGUAUCCAGGCUUUAUUCCCUGCAGGCGGAGCUUUGCACCGGAGCGCCACUGGGAUCGCUGUCGAGACGUGCGCAGGUUGCAUGCCAGCCUCCUGGAUUACGAGCGCCAUACUCCUCUGAGCCCUCACUGCAGAAACAAAGCACCUUAAAACAAAAGACGGCCGAUUCUAUAACACUCGCUUCGCACUGGGGCUUCAGCUGGGAGGACUGGAGCGACGCCAAAUCCAAGAGGCUGACAUCGCCAUACGCAUGGCGCUCCAUUCUGGAGGUAAAAGCAGUCUGGGAUUGUUGAGACGACGCAGAGUAACCAAUCAACUGUUUCCGAAGAGACUCUUAACUUCUGAUUGUAAUCCUGCUCGUCACGGUAACCAGCUUCAUCACGGUCUUCUUUGGCGUUUUUUUUUUUUUUUUUUUUACAUGUGCACAUAUACAAUUCUAAAUUAGCUCCAUGCUAACACACCCGAACCACAGUUAACUUAAAAAAAGUACUUAAGAGCCGUUUUAGACGUCCCACCUGCUUCAUUAAAAACAAUUACAUGACCAUUGGCGAUUGGAGAGCAAAGAGCGACGUGCGGUGAGCGAAAUUUUUUUUUUUUUGGAUGUGAGGGGAAGUUCCCACCCACCUUGGUCUCUGAUUGGCUAGAAGUGCUGGGCUCCGAUUGGCUAUUCCUAAGGGCUGUGUAACUUCAUCGUCUGUCAGGUUAGGAGUAGGAGAUUCAGAAGUGCGAGCCCGUGUUGGCUUGAGCGUGUGAUGACCUUUCCAGCUCUUCUAGCCAAUCAGAGGCGAAGGAGGCGGGACUUUUCCCUACCAUCCAACAAAAAAAAAGAUAUUGCCGUGCAGUGAUGCUAGUCCUGAAUUUUCUGUAAUAAAGUAGCGCAAACAACAAAACGAGAGUUACAGAUAAAAAUUCAUAAAAUUUAUCGUCUUUAAUUAAAAGAAAUAUUAGAAACAUGAAAAAAGAUAAAAACUAACGAUCCACAAAAUCAGAAAUAUCACAAAAUCUGUUUAUAACUGGCUCUGCCGUGAAGGAAAUUGAAGCUCUUAUUUCGAAAAAGCUGGCCAGCGAAUUAAGUUAAAGUAGCCGCUUUUAUUCUGAAAAUCUGUCAGGUCACGUUUUCGGUGCCACUGUGUGAAAAUCCAAACGAGGACGCGUCAAACAAAAGAGCGACCAGGUGUUCGAACAUCAGAGCGAGCCAACUUUUUUUUUAACAAAUCGGCUUUAUCCGAUUUUACUUUCAAUUUGACGUUGUUUGACUUUUUCAAAAAGCCAAAAUACGCACAUGUGUGUGUGUCCUUUUUUAAAGGGACACAAUCCAAAACCUUCCUCCUCUUUCAGUCAGACCUGAUACCCACACUACAUUCAGGCUGAAUGUUUGUGUGUUUUGUCAUUUUUGUUCUCAGUUAAAGCUUUAUUCCUGGACAAAAACACCUCCACACACACACAUACACACACACACACACACACACACACACACACUCCUGCUGCAGCUGUUCAUCACCAUCCACCAAUCACACGCUGGCAAAUUUGAACUGGAGAGGCUGGAGUGCUUUUCUGUCCUGCAGCUGCAGCUUUGGCACGCUGUCAGACCUUUUACAUAACCUCUUCUUUUUCACGUCCAGAAUCUUAAAUUGAAGCAGAGAUGUGGACAGUCUGCUGAUGUGGAGAUGGUGGCUGAAAGCGUCCUCUAACUCUCCUAAAUGGGUUAAAAUUCACUAAAUCAAGAACAAAGAACCAUUUGAAAGCCUGUACUGUUUGCUUGAACCUGCUGAUGGGUACCAACCUCCUCCUCCUUCUUCGUCACCUCAACGCACAAACAAACCAAAUGUAGGAAUUUUUUUCUUAUUUUUAUUGAAGUAUGUUUUCACACUGCCAAGCUAUUGCCCCAAGUACGCGAUGAAGCUCACCUCCUCACUCCUAAAAGUGACGGGAACUUUUAAGACGUUUAUAGUUUUCAGUUGUUGAGGGUUUCAGCUUUCAUUAGGAUGUUGAAGUGCAGUUUAAGGCUGCAGUCAGACACGUUUCAAUAAUCUGAAGUUCUCUCUUUCCUGCAGAGACAAGAAAAGCACUUUUGACUCCGUAAGUUUGCAGCUGAAGAUUUGAGGCUUUUAUUUUGAAGCCAAACUGCAAAAGUUCAAUAAAAGUUAAAAUUCAGUUCUGGUAGAGUUUGGAAAUCUCUGAGUUUGCUGGCAGUUUUUUAACAUAACCUUAGCUUGAAUUUGUUUGGUUUCUUAAUUUGAAAUUCGAUUCAAAAUGGCUCUGAUUUGAUUUUUAAAAAAUUACAUUUUUUUUUAGACUUUUCAGACUUUCCAAAAUCAGUAUAACUAUAAUCUUGAUGUGCCAGAAAACUUCCAAAUUUCAAGGAUUUUCAGUAGGAAAACCAUUUUGAUCAGUUUGUUUUGCAUUAAGGGCCUGUUUCCAUCAACAACUGUCAAUUUCAAAAUACUUAUAUUUAAAGUUUUGACUGGCCAGUUGGGGUGAAGUGAAAUUUUUGGCUGUUAUUCAAAAGUUGAAUUAUUUUUAACAGAAAAUGCUGAUGCUAGGGGCCUUUGAGCUGCCCCUAGUAAAUGGACACAGGCCCUAGAGGGGGGUGGCUCUGAUUUUAUAAAAAAAAAAAAUAACAUUUUGUGGUUUUUUUUUUUAGACUUUUCAGACUUUCCAAAAUCAGUCAAAAUCAGAAAACAUUCCUAUUUCAAGGAUUUUUUAAGUAGGAAAACAAUUUGAUUGGUUUGUUUUGUAAGGGCCUGUUUCCAUCAACAACUGUCAAUUUCAAAACACUUUUAUUUAAUGUUUGGAUUGGCCAGCAUCAGCGAAGUGACAUUGUUGGCUGUUUUCCCAAAAAUUGAACUAUUUUUUACAGAAAACGCUGAAGCUGAGGCCUUCGAGCUGAAUUGUUAAUGGACACAGGCCCUAGUGAGGAUGGUAGCUACUGCCUAGAAGUCGAGUUUAAAGUGACAGAUCCAUAACUUUACUAUGUAGCCGGUAAAGUAGUGAAAAAAUUGACAAACUUGGGUUAAAAUGGAUGAUAUAACUCUGACCCGAAUGAUUCCUGUGCUCUGUAAGUUAAAGCACUGCCAGCAUAAACAUAUCCAAACUCUACUUUAUUAAAGUCUUUACUAUAGUUUUUAAAAUACUGCAAAUGAAAGCAGGAAACGGAGCAACUUUUGAUUAUGUCCUGAAUUCACUGGGUUAUCAACACUAUUUCCAAAACCAUCUUUGCUGCUCUUAAACUGAAUUAUUGUAGAUGAAAGAGUUUUUUUUGUGUGUGGUUGAAUCUUUAACGGGAGGGUAAAUCCAGUUCAUUUCCAUCAGCUCUACAAUAAUAAAAGUCAAUUUGUAGUUUUUGGUUGCAAAUGGCUUAAAAUACAAAAAAAUAUCAGUUUUUAUUCAUGGCAUGAAUGAUCAAAAUAAAGCACAAAAACACAAGUUUAGAGAUAAAGGUUGGAGUUACAGUCUGAAGUUAAUUUUUCUAUAAAAUACAGUUUCAUGGAAAUCGUUCUUCCUCAUCAGCCAUUAAGAAAACGGAAAUUUCUGGACUGUGUUCGAAAACAAUGUUGAAUUAAGGCUCUUGAAAGGCUUAUUUAAAUAUAAUUAAUAUUAUUUUAAGUGUUCAUGUAUCUUCUUUUUUUUCAGUUGUUCCACUUGUUUUUGAUAUAUUUCACUAAUUUUACUCGUCUACCAUUGUUGCGUAGGCAGCGUUUUGAAGAUUAUUUUCUUUUAAUUUGAAGGUUUUUGAUGAGAGAUGUUGAUGUGUACAUAAAUACAGAUGUUAUUAUUGGAAAAAAAUAUUUGCUUGCUUGAAAUAAUCAGCAAAUCUAGAUAGGAAAUAUUAGUGGAUGCUAUAUGUUAACAAAAACAAAAAAAUCUAUUCUUGUAAUCAAUCAAUUGGACUGGUGCUCAAAAAGUAACAAGAUCUACCUACUUAUAUGGCAUCCCAGACAGCCCAAAACAAACUUCCCAAAGUAAACUAACUGCUAACUGUUUGAUUAACAAAAGACUGUCAUUGAUAUAUAAAAAAACUUUUGAAAAAGUUUUGUAUUCAAAGAAGAAACAGACCAAAAACUGACUUGUACAUCACUGUGUUGAAGGAAAAAUCCACUUUAGAGUUCACAAAGAUCAGAUAAUUUUAAAGUUUUUGACUGAUGUAGAUCUAGUGAAUUUAAGGUCGUAUGUUGAGGACGCACCUUGAGGUAUUAUUAUGUUCAAGAACCUUUAAAUGCAUGAGACGGUUUUCAGUUCUUAUCCACUGCUUCUGAAUAAAAUAUUAUAAAGAGUAGCCUGAAUCUGGAAAAAAUACCAACUGCAAACAAACAUUUUUGACUCAGAUACACUGCCUAAUGCAUGUUAAAUAAAUCUGGUCUUUAAAAUGAUAACUAUCGAUGUAAACAGAUCAGUGAAAGCAAAGAAAACUGUUACCUGUUUGGAAGAUACAUCAUGGUGUCAUCGGCGUAGAGUGUGAGCUUUUUUCUGUAGUUUCAGAUUUUAUGACCUCAUUUACAAAGUUUCUCCAUUUACCUCAGAUUUUUUCUUAAACUCACAGUUAACUUGACAUUUUUUUUAUGAUUAAAAACUUUUAUUUAGUGACUAAAAGUCCAUGACUGAUCGAAGUGAUGAUUUGAUGAAGUUGGAAAAGUAGAAGCGAUGAUAACGACGGAGUAACAAAAACUGACGUGUGUGCGGGUGGAUUUUUCCUUUUUAACAGUUUUAAGUUAUAUUGUCUGCUCUCUCGAAUGUCCCUUCGAGGUUUAUUCAUCUGCGUCACUCCACUUUUUUUUUUUUUCCAAACUCACAAAGAAUGUAUUUGUUUUGAAGGGUGAAAAAGUGGCUGAAUGUGUCAGAAACACUCCGGAUAUUUCGCAGACUGUUUGUUGUAACUGGUGUGCAGAGCGGCAGCAGCCUCACAAACAACCCAAACAGAAUUUGUUUGAUUUAAUUCAAAACCUCAGAAAGCACUUGGUGUUUUUCCAUUUGAGAAAGACUUCCCCUGAGUUAAGAGUCCGACUAAAGCACAGCAGACAGCGGGUGAAAAAUCUAACUCAUUGAGUCUUCUCUGCUCUUAUUGUGUCUCCUUUCUCAAACAGAACGAAGUGUUUUCACUCAAAUUUGAAGGAUUUUAUUAACUGGACACCAACUUCACAGACUGUUUAGCUUCAAGACUUCGAUCUUUCUUGUUUUGUCGGUGUUGUUGUCAGGCUGCUGCUGCACACACUGCUGUCUGAAGUUCAUUUUGAAUCCAUGUAGAUGCAGUGAAGUUUGGGAAUGAUGGCUGGUUCUGAUGGUGUCCAAACUGUUUGAAAUAAAACACAAACUGGUUUUGAAGAUGGAAUAACCUAAAA